AUGGGUAAAUACGUACAGGCUCAACGUAAGGGUAAGUCGCCCAUCUUUAAGGCGCACGUCAGAACUCGCAAGGGUGCUGUCAAGCUUCGUGCCUUGGAUUAUGCGGAAAAGCAAGGAUACAUUCGCGGUGUCAUCAAGGAAAUCCUUCAUGACCCUGGUCGAGGUGCUCCCGUCGCCAAGGUUCAAUUCUUGAAUGCUUACAGAUACCAAAGAGACACGGAAACCUUUGUCUGUACCGAAGGUAUGUACACUGGACAAUUUGUGUACUGCGGAAAGAAGGCUACCUUGAAUGUUGGAAAUGUCCUUCCUUUGAACAUGGUCCCUGAGGGAACCAUUGUCUGCAAUAUCGAGACUGCUCGUGGAGACCGUGGUGCCUUUGCCCGAUGCUCCGGAACCUUUGCCAUUGUUGUCACCCACGACGAGGACAAGGGAACCACCCGUCUGCGUCUGCCUUCUGGUGGUAAGAAGACUGUUCCUUCUACCGUCCGAGCCCAAAUUGGUAUCGUUGCCGGAGGAGGCCGAACUGAUAAGCCCUUGCUCAAGGCUGGACGUGCGUACCACAAGUACGCCGUCAAGCGCAACUGCUGGCCUAAGAUUCGUGGUGUUGCUAAGAAUCCAGUAGAGCAUCCCUUUGGUGGAGGUAAUCACCAGCACAUUGGUAAGCCUUCCACCGUUGGACAAGCACGUCCCGCAGGUCGUAAGGUUGGUCUUAUCGGAGCCCGCCGAACUGGUCGUCUUCGUGGUGUCAAGAAGACAGCUCAAGACAAGGACUAA
Molecule: messenger RNA, 774 nt
Organism: Cylindrotheca closterium
Lineage: Eukaryota; Bacillariophyta; Bacillariophyceae; Bacillariales; Bacillariaceae
Source: the annotation of a GenBank genome assembly